AUGAUGGCUUCUUCCGACUCUCCAAAGAAGAUCGCCGUAAUUGGUGGUACCGGAAAUCUUGGGAGUUCCGUCGCAUUCUCACUCCAUGAUAACACUUCAUUCCAUGUCCGUGUCAUCACUCGAGAUGCCUCAGGUCCCAAAGCACAAAGAAUAGCAAAUGCCGGCAUUGAACUGGCGCAAGCAGAUGCUUGGAAACCCGAGGAAUUAGCCACGGCGUUUGCAGGAUGCUGGGGUCUCUUUGUCAACAUUGACUCGGACGCCCCUAACUUCAAGCAGCAGAUCGGGCCUUCAGAGUUAGAAAUGGGCAAGAUUCUUCUUGAUGCCGCAGCAGCAGCAGGGAUUGGCCAUGUUAUUCACGCCUCGUUGCCAGCUGCGACUGAGUUGACUAAUGGCUCUGUUCCGUUGGUAGCAUUUGAUGACAAGGCGGCGAUUUCCAAGUACGCUCUCCAGUGCGGCAAGUUCAAAACCGUCUCCAUCCUCAGCGCUGGGUGGUUUCUUGAGAAUGCCUUCGACCCCAAGUACACCGCUUCGUUCGGCGGUUUCGCUAUGAUUAAGGACGCCGAUGGCUACCUAACUUGGGCUACUCCUCGAAUGGGAAAUGACCCUGAGUCUGUGCCGUUUCUUGCUGCAGCAGACGACUAUGGUGACUUUGUGCAUGGUGUCUUCCUUGAUCCUGAGGCUUGGAAUGGGAAGUAUAUACACGGUGUAUCCGAGUCUUCCAGUUUCUCGAAUAUGACCGACAUCUUUGAGCGAGUCACUGGCAAGAAAGCACGCUACCGAGAGGUCGAAUCCCUGCAAGCCCCUGACAAGUUCAAGACAAAGGAGGUCAACGGUCUCUUUGAUUUGAUGCACGCUAUUAAGGGGAAUUUCUUCAAUGGAAUUCCCACCCAGCAUGAGGAUGCGAAAAAGCUCAAAGCAGCGGCUUCUCAAGCUAGGGGAAAGAGUAGUGAGGCCGUAGAGCCCCUGACUUUGGAAGGAUUUUUCAGGAAAUAUGCCAUGUGA
Clonostachys solani is the source of this 1002-nucleotide messenger RNA. NCBI's taxonomy places the organism in Eukaryota, Fungi, Ascomycota, Sordariomycetes, Hypocreales, Bionectriaceae. The record is from the annotation of a GenBank genome assembly.